Messenger RNA from Patiria miniata (bat star), 2412 nucleotides. Its product is annotated as zinc transporter ZIP1-like. Lineage: Eukaryota; Metazoa; Echinodermata; Asteroidea; Valvatida; Asterinidae. Gene Ontology annotation, cellular component: plasma membrane. The transcript has a single exon. Gene Ontology annotation, biological process: zinc ion transmembrane transport. Gene Ontology annotation, molecular function: zinc ion transmembrane transporter activity. The record is from RefSeq and is a predicted model, not a curated record. Bases 225 to 1127 code for a protein of 300 amino acids.
CGGCUGUUUAAGUCACUAGCGUGGGCCGGCUGCCUGCUUGUCACUAGAGAGGAAGACUGUGGUACUGUCACUCGAUGAAUCUUCUCAUCAGGAGAGGUAUUUCCCAGGGAGUUCGGCGACAGUUAUACAUGUACAUGUAGGGCCUACAUGCAUGGAAGAUCCUGAAGUAGACAAUUUUCGCUUCUGAUCCGAGUCUUCGUUAAGGUCCUGUCUCCAUAUACGCCAUGGCGUUUAACGACGUCAGUGCGAUGACGGCCAAGAUAACAGCAGCCAUGGUUCUGUUCUUCCUUGUGUUUCUGUGUAGCUGGCUCCCCGGAAGAAUGAUCACUUUCCUCCACCGUGGACUGGAUAACUCUCUGGACCAGCAGCGCCUUCAGCAAGUCCUGACGGGCAUGAACUGUUUCGCCGGCGGCGUGUUUCUAGCUACCUGCCUUCUGGAUCUCCUGCCAGAGUUUCGUGCAUUAAUUACCGGCGCCAAGGGACGGACAGGCAGUACGGAUGGUGUGGAUUUCUCGGUGUCAGACACUCGUACGUUUGCAUACCGCCAAAGGCGACUGAUGAUUCCCAAACUGUCACCAUCGAAAGACCAUGAAAUAAUCAACACGUGUGAAGAACGGCAGUUCCUAUACGACACACCGUUGAAUCGUCUCAGGCGUCAUUCAUCUCUUAAAUCAAACAGUGUCAUCGAUAAUAAUAACAAUUGUAUCUUGACCAACAGUGGAAACCUCGUGAAGAUUCGGAAGCGAAGAUCUCUCGAUCUGAGUGUCAUUAUUUUACUCCUUGUCUUAUCAGCCCACUGUAUCUUCGACGGUCUCACUGUUGGUUUCCAUCCUCGGCCUCCUACACCACAAGCGCUAGAAGUUACAAUUGCGGUUGCCAUCCACAAAUGCGUCUUCGCUUUUAGUCUUGGUGUACAGUACGCACAGAGUAGUCAAAUGUCAACGGGACUCAACCGCAGCAUUCUCUGUUACUCAGCCGCAUCACCCAUUGGAAUCUUCACUGCCUUUGUGUUUGACAACUUGUCAAACUUGCCGGCGAUGUUGGGCAGCGUGGUACCGGCCAUUGCAACGGGGACUCUUGCAUUCAAAAUCUUCUUGGACAUUUCGCCUGCAACUUGCCAGACAUAACACACUUACUCUUUUACUCGAGAUUGAGGAACAUGUUGGAGGCCAUACACUCAGUUGACUGUAAUAAUUUCACCAGAUUACCAGUAAUAUUACUUUAAAGGGCCCGUGACAUGGAAUUUUUCUUGGGAACGUAUUUAAUGCAACUUUCUACGUAAAUGUAUGAAAACUAUUUGGCAUCUAUUUUUGGUUAUUUUAAUUGAAAUGUGUACUUUUUUAAACAUUUAUUAUUGUUCAUGCUUUUCCUGACAAAUGAGGGAACUGUUGCCGUGAUGUCAUUUCAGGAAGACACAGUUCAGUCUAGGGGUUUUCUUUUCAAAUUGUGAAUCCAAAAUUUGCUCACUGAAAACAUGUGAGAAUGCUCACGGGCUUGCUGUCAUCUACUGGAACAUCAACGAAUCACCAAAAACAAAUUACCACUUCAAAACAUCCAAGAUUAGUUUUGGUGCUGAGAUAGCUGUAUUAAAGACUGAGGUUUCUGCCUGGAAUGAUAUCACACUUGUGCUUAUGAAUAUGGAAAUUUACUAAGCAUAAUAACCUAAGAAGCACCAAAAUGCUCUUAGAAUGGCAAAUGAAAAUUGACAAUGAAGUUUAAUGAUACACAAAUGCAUUUUCAAAGAUUGCUUCAAAACAAUUCAUUACAUGAACCCUACCCAACUGAGGCGUUACUGCCUCGGUGGAAUGGUCCUUUCGGGACCAGGAGCUUAUUUUGUUUUGUGACAACUUGUAAAAUUCGAGCACAUGGGCCUAUUUCAAAACGUCAUUUAUGCUUUAAAUUAUGCACUUUGGAAUUCGUACAUUUCAUGAUAUUAGCUUUCGAAGGAAAUUCGACCAGAGGCAACAGAUGGGAGUCCCCGUAUAUUUUCAGAGCUUACCUUGCACACGGAUAAGAAUACUGCAUUUUUAAUGGUAUUACAUUAAUAAGAACCAUUUAAAGAGAAUUGACAUUGUUAUUAAGAACAAAUCGAAUAUUCCCUGAAGUUUUUAACGAUAUUUAACAGUAAAACCGAGAACACAAUUCGUAAAUAAUGGUGUAAUUCAGUGAUUUAUUUAUAAGGACGUUAGCAUGUUUUCAAUAGCUUACUAAUGUAUAAUCGGCGCGUUACAUGUACAUGUGCGUCCCUAACACUGCAGACACAUUUAAGGCAAGAUGAGCGCCCUACAAAAGCUUGUCGGCAUGAAAAUUGGUGUUGAAACCCUGCAGUGACUCGCAAACAGUGUUUAUCGGAUUACCAUUACGAACGCCUAAGUAAUUAGUGCGUGUGGAGAUAUGGGCGAAUAUUAAAAU